GCAGGUGACGUCGCGCUCUCUCACUUUUUUUGCGUGCGUCCUCUCUUCCACUCUCCAACACUUUUCACGCGUAUAUACGUGUGUCUUGAAGUCAAUUGAGGCCAAUUGGUUGCUCUGAACAAGGCAAGAUGCGUUUCUCUGCUCUGCUCGCCGUUGCUGGCAUUGCUGGCUCGGUGGCUGCUAGAAGCCCGCUCCAUGUGGGCAAGAUGAUGCAGGACCGCUCGCCAGCGCGUCCGAGGUUUGGGUUCCCUAAGAACCCGACUGAGGGAAGUAAGGUGGAGAAGAGGGCUACUAUCCUGCCGCAGAAUGCGAAUACUACCAAGUAUGCCGUUGAUGGAACUGCUCUCCCGGACGUCGACUUCGACAUCGGCGAGUCCUACGCCGGUCUCAUCCCCGUCUCCUCAGCUGCCAAUGCCUCCGAGCUCUACUUCUGGUACUUUCCCUCUUCGAACCCGCUCGCGGAGGACGAGAUCACUAUCUGGCUGAACGGCGGCCCCGGCUGCUCCUCCCUUGAGGGCUUCCUGCAAGAGAACGGCCCCGUGCUCUGGCAAUAUGGCACCUUCAAGCCUGUUAAGAAUCCAUGGACCUGGGUCAAUCUGACCAACAUGGUCUGGGUCGAACAACCCGUCGGCACUGGAUUCUCCCAGGGCACUCCCACUGCUACCAACGAAGAGGAGGCUGCCGCUCAGUUCCUCGGAUUCUUCAAGAACUUCGUCGAUACUUUCGGUCUGCAGAACAAGAAGAUCUACAUCUCGGGCGAGAGCUAUGCUGGCUACUACGUUCCGUAUAUCGCGGACGCCAUGUUCAACAAGAAGGACAAGACGCACUACGAUAUCCAGUCGAUCAUGAUCUACGACCCUAGUACCAGCUACGACGUUGUGCAGCAGCAGAUCCCCGCCGUCCCUUUUGUCGACUCCUGGGCGCCCCUCUUCAACCUCAACAAGACCUUCACCGCCGACAUCCACAAACGCGCCAAAAAGUGCGGCUACACCGACUUCCUCAACCAAGCCCUCGUCUUCCCGCCCAAGCACCACCCGCUCCCGUCCCCUCCCUCGGCCUCGGCCCCCGGCUGCGACCUCUGGGACGACAUCCUCAACGCUGUGCUCCUGACCAACCCGUGCUUCGACAUCUACGCCAUCGCCACCACCUGCCCGCUCCUGUGGGACGUCCUCGGCUUCCCCGGCUCGAUCCCCUACCAGCCCGACGGCGCCACCAUCUACUUCAACCGCACCGACGUGCAAAAAGCCAUCAACGCGCCCAUCCAAGAAUGGGAAGAGUGCUCCAACGGCGUGCUCGACACCGACACGUCGCCGCCCUCGGGCCUGUCGGUCCUGCCCAAAGUCAUCGAGCGCACCAAGCGCACCGUCAUCGUGCACGGCGAGCUCGACUACAUCCUCAUCGCCAACGGCACGCUCAUGAUGAUCCAGAACAUGACGUGGCACGGCAAGCAGGGCUUCCAGCAGAAGCCCGCCGACGAGUUCUUCGUGCCGUACCAUGAGGAGGCGAGCCUGGCGACCAUGGCCGCGAGCGGGAUUAUGGGGACCACGCAUACGGAGCGCGGGCUGACGUGGGUGGAGACGCGGUUGAGCGGGCAUAUGGUGCCGCAGUAUCAGCCGAGUGCGGCGUAUAGGCAGUUGGAGUUCUUGCUGGGGCGGAUCGACUCGCUGACGCAGGAGGGGAGCUUUACGACGCAGCCCGGGGGGCAUUAUGGGGGGAAGGAGAGGAGGGCGAUAGAGGCGGAAGCUUAGAGGAGUGGCGAGUAGGAGAGGGAAGAAGGGGCGCGGCUUAAUGUGUAAACUCUAGUCCAUGAACAACGAAGACAAAAAUCAAAGAUAUGAUCCUAACUGAUGAUGAGCUCUUGCAAAGCUUACGAGUUUUAACUGUCUGCCAGCUCUAGAUGUUCGAGAGGGGACACUAUCUCGUGGAGAAGAUUUUGAAUCGCGUGCGUACCCCUUGGAUGUACUCUCCUCUUUCCCUCAUUACUGG
Messenger RNA from Mytilinidion resinicola, 1986 nucleotides. RefSeq names its product carboxypeptidase D. Lineage: Eukaryota; Fungi; Ascomycota; Dothideomycetes; Mytilinidiales; Mytilinidiaceae. Gene Ontology annotation, molecular function: serine-type carboxypeptidase activity. Gene Ontology annotation, biological process: proteolysis. The transcript is spliced from 3 exons. The record is from RefSeq and is a predicted model, not a curated record. Bases 129 to 1748 code for a protein of 539 amino acids.